AUGGGGGUCGAGUCAACCUCCUCCAAUGAAUGUCUGCAUGAAGCAGCGUUGAAUGCUGCAGAAGCGUCGGAAGCGGACAGCAGCUGUACGGUAGCAGCCACCACUAAGCGAGAAUUUGAUAAAGCAAGCGAGGCAGCGUCUAGCGCUACGAAUUGCAUCGCGACGUGCAGUUCUGAGGGCGAAGCGGGAAAACAGGCGGACGCUCCCUUGGACGGAAAGGGCGACGGGACGGAAGGAGGAGCAUCAGGUUGUGCAACUGCCGCUGACACCUGCCUAGACACCUUGGCGCAGCCGUCUUUUUCUCCUCCAAAGCAGAGGCGGCGUAGAGGCCCCCGCAUCCCAGCCGUUGCUACGCGGUCUCUGCCGAACCGAGACAGCCGAAUUGCUGCAGAUCUUCAGAAUAAAUUCGUAGUCGAAUGCGAACGGUUGGGGUGGCGCACACAGAGUUCGCGAAGCAACAACACCAGCACCAGCGGUAGCAAGAGCAACAGCAGCGGAGACGUGGCGGAGAAACGCAGAAAGGACAAGCAAUCUGCCUCUGCAUUCGGUUCAUCCGCGACCUCGAGUUCCUCUGCCCGCCAGCCGAAGAAGGAGCUCAGCAAAAGGGGGGGAAGGCCUCCUCGUGAUCGGCGAAAGGGCAGAGUGGUGGAUUCUGCACCCUCCCGGAGCAGAUCUGGCCUCUCGUGCAGUGGCGCUCCCCGAGGAAGGCCUCGGGGGAGUGCGAAAGCUUCGAGGACGAACAAAAAAGCCGAGGAUGGGAAGAGUUCGCUGAAAGCGUCAAAUCCUAGACCUCCACCUCCUACCCAGAGCAGGCGUCCUCGACGGCAUGCGGCGGAUAGGGCAGCUGCUGCCAUUGUCGCCGCAGCCGCGCCAAUGCAUGAUGGCUUUCUGGUGCUAGACAUCCCGGCAAAGAGGCUGCGUCAGCAGCAGCAGCCACUCGCAGGCAAGAAGCAGCAGAGGCGCACGACAAAGUGGAGAGGAGACGAGGACGCAAAGGGCGAAGAUGCUACCACCAUACAAAAGCGGGAGGGAGGGGAAUGUCUGGAAGAAAUGCGUAACGAGCCGAAAGAGGGAAAUCCAGAAGCUGGGCUCCAUGCUUUCAAGGAAGAAGUGGAUUUGACUGGCGCCGAGUGCAGAGAUGAAAUUGCAAACGAGCGGCGGGAAGCUCAGGAUCCGAUGCAAACCGAGUUGGAGUCAAAGGCCGAAAGUACCGCUGAAGAGCUAAGACUCCUGGAGAAGGCUUUGGAAGAGGAGGAGUUUGACAGGCGAAGAGUCGAACCAUAUGAGCUCGAGGUGCGAAUAGAGCUUGGAAGUGCAGUGCUUGAAAACGCCCGCUCCAGAACUCCGGAGAUUACCCCGGCGAAAUCUCGACUCGUACAUGCAAGGAAUCCCCCUCGAGCUUCAGGUCUUCAAUUUUGCAGAAAGAGUUUGCUGCCUGCAGCGACAGUGCACGAUACAAACGACCAACAUACAUGGGAUUUAGUUGGGGGAAGCUUCGUGAGAAGUAGUCGUACACCGAUGCACUGCGCGGACCCCUUAGCAGGUAUCUGGGCAGCACACGUGCUUCCACCAUUCCCCUGUAUUGAAACGUCGGGACCAAUAAAAAAAAACAAUCGGAACCCUCAUUGGAGGGGACAGGCAGUGCACAAGACAGAGGCAAAUGAGCGGGACGAAAAAGUGCCAUUUAUAUCUCCUCAAAUGAAUAUGGAUUGGCAGAGACACACUCACACGCCCCACCUGGAAGUAUUCUGGGCUGCGAAACUUGAACGGACCCUGGCUGACACCUCCGACCGUCAGCGUUAUAGGAAACACCAGCGCCCUCCAGAUUUCAAGCUGCUCCAAAUGAAUCGAAAUGUGGCUGAAAAUGUCAUGAGAACAGCGGCAGAAAAGCCAAGAGACUUGGCGAGACGGAAAGGCACUUAA
Messenger RNA from Cyclospora cayetanensis, 1923 nucleotides. RefSeq lists its product as uncharacterized. The record is from RefSeq and is a predicted model, not a curated record. NCBI's taxonomy places the organism in Eukaryota, Apicomplexa, Conoidasida, Eucoccidiorida, Eimeriidae. The coding region runs from base 1 to 1923 and encodes 640 amino acids. The transcript has 5 exons.